Hyalella azteca is the source of this 4134-nucleotide messenger RNA. Its product is annotated as DNA-binding protein RFX2. Gene Ontology annotation, biological process: regulation of transcription by RNA polymerase II. Gene Ontology annotation, molecular function: DNA-binding transcription factor activity, RNA polymerase II-specific; RNA polymerase II cis-regulatory region sequence-specific DNA binding. The record is from RefSeq and is a predicted model, not a curated record. The annotation marks the transcript as partial. NCBI's taxonomy places the organism in Eukaryota, Metazoa, Arthropoda, Malacostraca, Amphipoda, Hyalellidae. The transcript has 11 exons.
ACAACACAGAGUGAUGAAGGCAAUGUGUUCCUCACAACACAGAGUGAUGAAGGCAAUGUGUUCCUCACAACACAGAGUGAUGAAGGCAAUGUGUUCCUCACAACACAGAGUGAUGAAGGCAAUGUGUUCCUCACAACACACAGUGAUGAAGGCAAUGUGUUCCUCACAACACACAGUGAUGAAGGCAAUGUGUUCCUCACAACACACAGUGAUGAAGGCAGCAGCAUCGAGUUUGUGGUCACAGGAGCAGACGGUGAUGUUCAGACCAACAGCAUCGCGCAGGCUAACCGCGUUUCCCCAGCUUCGGUGCAGUGGCUCAAGGACAAUUACGAGCCGGCAGAGGGCGUUAGUCUGCCACGGUCCACCCUCUACAACUACUACAUCAGACACUGCGCCGACCACAAGCUCGACCCUGUCAACGCUGCUUCCUUUGGCAAGCUUAUACGCAGCGUCUUCAUGGGUCUACGAACUCGUCGACUGGGCACCAGAGGCAACAGCAAAUAUCACUACUACGGUAUACGCGUGAAGCCUACGUCGCCGCUAUUCAGCCUCAACGAUGACGGAGGACAGUCUCCACCACACCAAUCCCCCGACUCUCCAUCAGCCAAGAAGAUACAUUCAUCUCAGGGAAGCUGCAGCGCUGGCAAGACAAGCUCUGCGUACGGCGAGUCUGGCGCUUACGAGCGCCCCAUGCCGGCUGACGCCAGCCCUCAGACGCUAGCGAACCAACAGUACCUGGGUGACAGCGACAUGCUGGCUUUCCCUGACAUAGAGUGGGGCGCUAACCCACUGCCGCCCGGUGUGACCAUGACACACGUGAACACCUUCUCGGACCUGUACAGGGAACACUGCAGCACACUGCAGGAUGCCGUCCACGCUCUCAAGUUCUCUGCUGUAGAGAGCAUCUGGAAGAAGUUCUGGCAUAUGGGAGGCAACAACAAUAAUAACAACAACGACGACGCAAUGGACGUCAAAGAUGCGUUUCUCUCACAAAUAGACGAAGAUGAUGAAAAUAAUCUUGCCACUAGAAUACCGCCUGGUCCUUUGCAGGCUCUGAUGCGGGCGCGUCCUGUGCUAGAGUUCGUGGAGACGGCAGACUACGCGCUGUACCAGUGUCUGGUAGACGUGCUGGUGCCAGACGUGCUGCGCUCCAUACCAACGAACCUCACGCAGUCCGUCCGUAACUUCGCUAAGAGCCUCGAGGGUUGGCUUUCUCAGGCGCUUCUUGGGUGCCCUCGCCAAUUACAACACCUCAAGAUCGUCGCGGUAUCAUCGCUGGGCCAGAUGUUGCGUCGCUACACGUCCCUCAACCACCUGGCGCAGGCUGCACGCGCGGUCCUGCACAACGGCGAGCAAAUACAACAAAUGCUGCAGGAUCUCAACAGAGUUGACUUCCAUAACGUUCAUGAACAGGCGAGUUGGGUGUGCGGGUGCGACGAGGCGAUAGUGUCCCGACUAGAGGCGGACUUCAAGGUGACGUUACAGCGGCCGAGCAGCCUCGAGGACUGGGCCAAGUGGCUCAACAAGCUCGUCGACGACGUCCUCGAGCCUCACCGCGCACAGGCCGACUUUCCUCUGCAUGCGCGCCAGUUCCUGCUCAAAUGGAGCUUCUACAGCUCGAUGGUGAUCAGAGAUCUCACCUUGAGAUCCGCGGCGUCGUUCGGAUCUUUCCACUUGAUCAGGCUGUUGUACGACGAGUAUAUGUUCUAUGUUGUCGAGCGCAGAGUGGCCAACGUGCUGGGCCGCACUCCCAUAGCCGUCAUGUCUGAGUUUCUGUCAGCGCGACGGGAGAACUUCUCUGGAGGCCUCAGUCCCAGCGGCAUAUCCAAUGGAGACCGCAGGCAGGCAAUCAACGGAGUGGAUCCUGAAAAAAACGAGGAACCACAGCUCAAAAAACUAAAAUAUGAACCCACCUAAAUAAUAUAUCGAUCCUCGAUUUAUAAAAAAACUGGUGAACAGUUUUUCAUCUUACGAUUCCGCAAUGUUUUGGCGCACAUGAAGCUCAAUGUUUAGGUGCGCGUCAAGUAAAAUUCGAGAUACUUCAGGAAAUAAAUCUGAUGAAACUUAACGAAAUUCAGAGUGUAGGUCAUAUUAUAGGAAGAUUUAAAAAAGUUACUGAUUUAAACUACGGUCUUUUGUGCACCUCAUCAAUAUUGUCCACAUCAGUUAUUGUCCACUAAAAAUGUCUUGUCCACUAAACUAUUGUGAUUUAUUGACAUUUCACUAUUGUCUACAUGUCCACUAAAAAUGUCUUGUCAAUCUCGAGAAUGCCUUUAGUGGGCUCAAGCAGCGACCAAUUUAGGUCAAAUACAAGCAUUAACCCUAUUGAGUGAGGAGCUGUAGAACAGUUCACAUGGUGUGUAACUGUUCACACCUAAACUCGGAACACUUUCCUAAAAUUACUCGGAUCAACCGAUCGAUAUUUCGAUCAGUCUUGAUGACGCAAAUAGAUAGUACAACCAACGUGUGUCCAACAUUCAUAUUUCGAUUGUACAUAAAAAAGCAGAAGAUCGAUGUCAAUAUUCGUAGUAGCAUAUAAGACAUGACAGAAAAUGUGUCCAGGUACUAUAGUCCUAAUGAAUUACUGACCGCCGCAAUACAAGAGCGUUGUCAGCUCCGAAACCAAGAGCUCAAUCUAACAACAGUUUUAGUCUAUUUUUGUAAAGAGAUUAGCAUGAUGUUGCGACCUCGUAGUCUUGCUCAGCGUUCAUCAUCAUCAUUAGUACAUUUGAAAUACAUCGGUGACUGGCCAUCCAUACAAUUAAUUCAUACCUACUUUCAUUUUCUCGCCCCUUGCAAUUUAGCGAAAGAACCAAAAAUUUUGAAUUUUUUCAAAAUGAGGAGUUACCUAAUUUUAUUUCUGAAAAUUUCUGUGUAUACCCUGCAAUUGAACUACGAAUAGGCCCAAUUAUCUGCAUCUAUUAGUACAGAUUUUGAUGUCAAAUGAAAUAAUUUCACCGAUUUGAGUGUAAUGCACGAGUGGCUUCCAUCUAAAACUAAUUUAAGCUGGUGUUUAUUGCUCACUCAUUUAAAAUAAGGCUUUACUUUGCAGCAUCCGUCAUGCGUGGCGGCGCCCGCGGUGCAUUUUAUGCGUCGCUUAAUUUAUUAUAUUAUUAUUAUUAUUAUUUUAAUGCCGGGCAGGAAAAGUUGUCUGCUUUCGGCGUGCAGUAGAUAUUUUUAUGGCUGAAUUUUGGCAUUAAUAGAAGAAAAACCGGGAAAUUGCCAGAGAAAUGUGUAAGGAAUAAAGUCAAAACUAAAAAUAUAAAAAAAAUUCAGCUGUAGAUCAGAGAGCUUCAACGGUCAUCGCAAACGAUAUAUUUUUUGUUCUUAAUUAAUGGGUAAAUUUCCUUAUCUAUAUGAAAUGAAACCGUCCUACACGAAAGCGCGGCAAGUCCAGAAAUGGCCCCCAAAGAGCUUAAGCUAAACGUUAGCGUUACUAGGAAUGAAGUCUAGCAUCUUUAACCAGUGUUGGUGAGGCGAUUUAUUAACUUGGCGGUGAAGAAGGCUUUAGCAGUGAGUCGAAAUACAGUGAAAAUCUGAAAAUUCCUGGCAAACGCUGAAUUUACUCGUGUUGCACGCGUGGCGGCAAAUCUCUUCAGCUAAAAAUGUAGAUAAAGUAUAAUGACAAUAAAUGUUUAAUUAAGACAAGUUUCCUAAUAGACAAAUAGUGAAAGUUGACAAUUCUGCAAGCCAAAAUAACACGAGAUUUCAAUUCCUCUCUGGACAUUGCAGCCUCACAAUCUUCUGCAUUUGAUUUACUCUGAACAAUUUAUGAAGAAAAGUUUUGAAACAUAUUGAAACCUAUUGGUACACAAUAUCAAUGUAUAACUAAUAAAAAUUUUCAUCUACUGUACGUGCGAAAAUGGAAUACAAAUACACGUGGCAUUGUAAAAGUUACAAGUGUUCUAAGCGUCGGACACUGGAACUAGAAACGCUUGAAAAUUGUUCAACUAAUUGCACAUAUUUCGGCAGACAACUUUAGAUUUGGUGAUCCGAGGGGCAUUUUCUGCAUGUGUUUAAGCAUUUGUGAUAUGUUUUGUAACUAAUUUUAAAUGUACCUAAAACUUAAGAGGUCUACAUGUUUGCACGUUGUCAACAUGACCGGUUGUGAACUAAUAAACUUGAUACUUCAGG